AUGCCGGAUACCGGCACUGUCAAAUGGUUCAACUCGCAAAAGGGCUUCGGCUUCAUCACGCCCGACAGCGGCGGUGAGGAUCUCUUCGUCCACCAAUCGGCGAUCCACGCAGAGGGCUUCCGCUCGCUCGGCGAGGGCGAGAAGAUCGAGUAUGUGCCGGUGGAGGAGGACGGCAAGAUGAAGGCCACCAAUGUCACGGGCCCGCAUGGAAACUAUGUCAAGGGCGACAAC
This is a messenger RNA of Emiliania huxleyi CCMP1516, 231 nucleotides long. RefSeq lists its product as hypothetical. The transcript has a single exon. Lineage: Eukaryota; Haptophyta; Isochrysidales; Noelaerhabdaceae. The annotation marks the transcript as partial. Gene Ontology annotation, molecular function: nucleic acid binding. The record is from RefSeq and is a predicted model, not a curated record.